AUGAAGACUCAGACACACUAUGCGACACUUGGGCUGGCCCCGAACGCGCCCCAGGAAGUCGUAUGUGCGGCGUAUAAAGCGCUGGCAUUGACAUACCAUCCUGACAAGACCUUGGAGCUAGCCGCUGUUGAGCGUGCUGCGCGUGCCACUGUGUUUAGUAAUCUUCAAGAAGCAUUUGGCGUAUUGAAAAAUCAGAACCAUAAGGCCGCCUACGAUGCUGAACUGGCCAGAAAAGACAGCGAGAUCGUCGACGAAGUGUUUGCCUUCCACCAUCAUGCCCAGUCUACGCUCACGAUACAGGAGCAGAACAGCUCGAUGCGCGCUCGAGCACGUCAACAACUUCAACAUUGGAAAGUCCUACGCGAGAAGCGACAGGAGGCUGAGGCAUGUUGGAGCAUGGCUGAGCUCGAGAGCCUGGUCAAGAUCUGGGGGGAUCUCGAGAACGAGAAUGCAGCCGAUCCCCCGAUGAAGGCUCGAUGUGCCAUUCUCUCUCACGAAUACUUGAUGGAGAUCGAUCGUCGCGAGAGGGACCAUGGAGAGUCGUUGGAAAAGGCGUCAACACCUGGUCACACAAUAGUGACACUCACAACGCCGGUGGCUGUGGCUCAUCGUCCAGUGACGCCAAGUGCGUCUACCAAGUCGACCACGGUCGUACCUGCACAAUCGCCGAACACACCGGAUGUGGCCGCGCGAUGUACCUGUUCUGAUAUCUCCUCUACGGUUACGCCAUUCUCUCGCUUGAAUGCGCGAGCCGCCGAACGUAAACGGGCCGAAGAAAAGCGGGCUGAAGAAGCUAAGGCCCGAGCCGAAGCACGCAAGGGUAGGAAAGCUCAAAUUGAGGCAGUCAAGCAAGCCCAACUUGAAGAAAAGGCAGCCUUUGUUCGCGCCGAAAAUGAGAGGCAGAAAGCGCUAGCGGAGGAGCAAGCCCGUGCAAAAGCUGAACAUAUCGCGAAGGUUCGAGCCAAGGUGCGCGGGGCACCAUUUAGCAUCAAUACGGUUGAUGAUGAUUUUGUCGCUUCUGGAGUACAAGAGGAUUCGUUGUCGCAUGGGGUUGAUGCCUCCGAUAAAGGUGUGCAGGAAGACUUCAAGCUAUAA
Molecule: messenger RNA, 1095 nt
Organism: Alternaria atra
Lineage: Eukaryota; Fungi; Ascomycota; Dothideomycetes; Pleosporales; Pleosporaceae
Exons: 1
Coding region: 1-1095 (364 amino acids)
Source: RefSeq, a predicted model, not a curated record